AUGUUACCCCUCGUCCCAGGCCGGGUGCAGCCAGCGCGCGCUUCUUCCUCAACAAAGAUCCAAACUACUUCUACAACCUCACGUCCUCUUUUUUCUUCUUCCCAUCUUCCACAUCUUCCAUCUCUCUCUCCUUCAAGCUCUUCUUGAUACCACACAACAACCGCCACAAUUCAUCCAUCAUCAUCCACAAUGUCUACCUCCCUCGACCAGCUCAAGGCCACCGGCACCGUCGUUGUCAGCGACUCCGGUGACUUCGCCUCCAUCGCCAAGUACAAGCCCCAGGAUGCCACCACCAACCCCUCCCUCAUCCUCGCCGCCUCCAAGAAGCCCGAGUACGCCAAGCUGAUUGACGAGGCCGUUGCCUACGCCAAGAAGAAGGGCGGUUCCGUCGACGACCAGGUCGACGCUGCCCUCGACUCUCUCCUCGUCGAGUUCGGCAAGGAGAUUCUCAAGGUCGUCCCCGGCAAGGUUUCCACCGAGGUUGACGCCCGCUUCUCCUUCGACACCAAGGCCUCCGUCGACAAGGCUCUGCACAUCAUUGAGCUUUACAAGGAGCAGGGCAUCUCCAAGGACCGUGUCCUGAUUAAGAUCGCCUCCACCUGGGAGGGUAUCAAGGCCGCUGAGAUCCUCCAGCGCGACCACGGCAUCAACACCAACCUGACCCUCAUGUUCUCCAUCACCCAGGCCAUCGCCGCCGCCGAGGCCGGUGCCUACCUUAUCUCCCCCUUCGUCGGCCGCAUCCUCGACUGGUACAAGGCCGCCCACAAGAAGGAGUACACCAAGGAGGAGGACCCCGGUGUCAAGUCCGUCGGUACCAUCUUCAACUACUACAAGAAGUUCGGCUACAACACCAUCGUCAUGGGUGCCUCUUUCCGCAACAUUGGCGAGAUCACUGAGCUUGCUGGCUGCGACUACCUCACCAUCUCCCCCAACCUGCUUGAGGAGCUCCUCAACUCCGACGCUCCCGUCCCCAAGAAGCUGGACGCUGCCGCCGCCGCCAGCCUCAACCUCGAGAAGAAGUCGUACAUCAACGACGAGCCCCUCUUCCGCUUCGACUUCAACGAGGAGCAGAUGGCCGUCGAGAAGCUUCGCGAGGGUAUCUCCAAGUUCGCCGCCGAUGCUGUCACCCUCAAGGACAUCAUCAAGGCCAAGGUCCAGGCAUAAAUCGCUGCUCGCAAUGGGAAUAGGGAAUAAGUGCCUGAUGCGCUUGUGUGGAGGAUAUAUCAUGAUGUGAGAAUGACUUAAUGAGACGGAACAAAAAAACUUUAACAGCCAUUAUAUACAUACAGCACUUUCAAAAGUGAAACGUGGCGCCGUGUGAUGAGAACUCCUUUUUUUUUUUGGAGGGAGGCAAAAAAGUACAAAAGAUAGACUACUUUGGUAGCAACAAUCCAUGCAACUAGUCUCCCAAAAUCAUUGACAACUUUCUAACUAUACGUAUUUAAUUGAUAAACGCUGAGGACAUUAUUGUACUUUACUGUGGUGAUAGGUACAGGUUCUCUCCGUCCGGUUCGUGUUGACUGGGGUGUGUUGGUACAAUGAUGUGUCCAAAUCGUCGCACGACUGUUGGCGGGAGGUAGAGGUAUGUGCGUAUGUGUGUGUGUGUGUGUGUGUGUGUGUGUCCGUAUCACAGAGACGAUGGUCACUUCGUCGGCCCAUCCUGUUAUCUUUGCCGGCUUCCGCUCGCCAUGUUUUGGUUCUCCCGAAAAGCCGAACACGAGUAGCUGUUUCUCCAUGUUACCCUUGGACUUGUUCAACAUUCUCUUCUUUCUUUUCGCUUCAGGUGCUUCUACGAUUUUA
Molecule: messenger RNA, 1800 nt
Organism: Colletotrichum destructivum
Lineage: Eukaryota; Fungi; Ascomycota; Sordariomycetes; Glomerellales; Glomerellaceae
Product: Putative transaldolase/Fructose-6-phosphate aldolase, aldolase-type TIM barrel
Exons: 4
Coding region: 190-1164 (324 amino acids)
Biological process (GO): pentose-phosphate shunt, non-oxidative branch; pentose-phosphate shunt; carbohydrate metabolic process
Cellular component (GO): intracellular anatomical structure; cytoplasm
Molecular function (GO): transaldolase activity
Source: RefSeq, a predicted model, not a curated record